Bombus impatiens (common eastern bumble bee) is the source of this 6211-nucleotide messenger RNA. RefSeq names its product open rectifier potassium channel protein 1 (gene Ork1). The transcript is spliced from 11 exons. Lineage: Eukaryota; Metazoa; Arthropoda; Insecta; Hymenoptera; Apidae. Gene Ontology annotation, biological process: stabilization of membrane potential; potassium ion transmembrane transport. The record is from RefSeq and is a predicted model, not a curated record. Gene Ontology annotation, molecular function: potassium ion leak channel activity. The coding region runs from base 2717 to 5551 and encodes 944 amino acids. Gene Ontology annotation, cellular component: membrane.
UAGAUUAUCACGUUUCGAUUGAUAUGAAUCUCGAUCGAAACGUUAUCGCACUUAACUAUAUUAUUUAACUUUCGAUAGCUUAUUAUCAAUAAUGUUUUGUUCUUGUUGCUACUACUGAUGUUUAAUCCACUUUUAUUCGGUAUCUGCCUUAGUGUCGUCUCAAUCUCUAUGUGUAAUAAAGAUAAGCUACUGCAUUCCUGUAUACCUAUACAGUCUCGGUGAAAUUUACAUGUAUAAAAAAAAUUGAAUAUGUGACGUUUGACAUCGAUUUCUCAAAUUUUGUAACAAUUGGAUAAUUUGACAACGUUCUUUUAAUAUCCGUUCCUUUGAUUUCAUUUCCAUUCGUUUUUCUUUUUACAACUGAAGAAGGUGUUACACCGUGGUUGGUUGCCAGUGAAUAAUCAUAAGCGUAGAUAUGGAAAAAAAAAGUAAAUAACUGACUGAGACGCAUUCUCUAAGCGAUAAAUCAUGCAUUCGAUCGAUCUUUUCCUUCGAUCUUUCAACUAGCAGGAAAUAUUGCGUUUUACAAAGUACAUACAUCGUGCAAGUUACGUAAAAAGCAUCAAGGGAACAUUUUUGUCGUCAACUGCGCGACAACUGCGAAAAUUGUAGUCACGCGGCAAACGUCCCUAAGUUCAACUGCAGCCAUCGAAACGAUCAGUGUUCUCCAAUAAUGUGUUACCUACAUUCAAGAAAAUAUUCGAUUUAAUAAUUAUCACUUCCAACACAAUUAAGUUACUUUGUUUCAGAUCUUUUGUCUCAUUAGAAUCGUCGUUCUUGCAACCGUUAGUACAUUCGUCUGUCGUCAUUUAGUUGAUCGGUUUCGUGUCUUUGUACUAAUUGUAAGAAGAAUCGUCGUACAAAAAGGGUCGUCAAAUUUAAGUGAACCGUAAAUAUAUUUCAAUGUUUUGUAUUAAGGAAAAUUUCUAAGGAUAUUCGAUAGAGUUUAUAUUAUGUGAAAAAAAGAGAAGAAGCUUAAAACGGAAAUGAAAAACAAUCGUAUUAUUGAUAAAACGUUUAGUUGAUGACACUUAGAAUCGUAUCGGAUAUCUAAUGGAGUUGACAUCGAGGGAAAAGAAGGUGACUUUCGAAGGUCGCAAAGUCAGAGUCUAAAGAGUUAUCACGCGAUAAUGUCGUAAUCUGCCCGACUGUCCAAUAAUCUGUUUUUAGUGCAGUGGUAGUAAGAAUCGCGACAAUUUGCGAAUCGGCCGUUUCAUCGUGGAUUAUUGGAUGUACUGUCAUCAAGAAUUGCUUUUCGUAGACUAGCGUCGUAGUUUUACAGAUUUUGGCAGUAGUUGCUGACACUUCAUUGUCAUCUCAUUUCAGACGUUCAAUUAAAGAAUGUCGAAGAAACAAUGGUUGGUCCUGUUGAUGCUGUUUUUGACUUACUUGUUGCUAGGUGCUUCCAUUUUCUACCAUAUCGAGAGUCGCCUAGAAAUCGAACGCGUCGAAGAAGCCAAACGUGAACGCAUCGAAAUUAACGGUGAGCACAGUCGGUCGUGUAAUUAAAGAACAAACUAGUAUAUAGAUGAUUCGAAAUCUUAACAAUACAACCUAUAAAAUUGUUCCUUGCCAUUUAAUGUUCAUAUAUAAUAAUUUAUAUGAAUUCGCUAUUCGGCAGUUAAAAAAUCAAUGCAAGUUAUCGUCGGCCAAUAAUAUGAGCACAUAAAAAUCUAUUGUACCUUUUUCAUUACCGAUCAACAUUUAUUAAAGUUUUAAAAAAGAUUCGUCGUAGUCUCUCUCUCUCUCUCUUUAUUUCUUUCUCUUUCUCUCUCUCUCUCUCUCUUUUCUGCUUCAGUUGAACAACAAUGAGCAAUUGUGAUAAAAGAUAAAUUCGUUGGAUCAGUUACUUCAAUACUGAGUUACGAAAUCGAUAGCAUGCGAAAUCAUUCGGAUCAGCCACUCCUCAGAAAAUUGUUCAGCAAAUUCAUCGGUUUCCUUCACAAACCGACCGUAAAUGUUCAUGAAUAAAAACGUUUCAACUACUAUCCUAUCAUAGUGAUUAGAAGUACAACGUAUGUACAAUUGUGCAAAACAUACACUUUUUUCUGGAAUUUUCAUUAACUUUGUAACUAGCAUUAUCGUGACAUUAACCAUUAAAAUUAAUAGUUUUGGUCGAUUAGAAGAUAAUUACAGUAUAUACGAUGAGCGAGCAGCUUUUACUUUCACAUAAUUUGUCAUACGUUGCAGAGACAAUAAUAACAAUCAAUUAACAUUUUUAAUCGAAACUAAUUUUAUGAUAUUAUCAAAAAUGCAUCUUAUCUAAUUGAGAUCAAAAAAUUGUAAAGAAAUCUGAUAAUACAUUUGAAUUGACUCUGACGAAUUGAAGAAGAUCUUUACCUUUACGGUAUGAAAUUUGUUAUCCGAUGUGUUCUUUGUCGAAUUGUAUUGAUGUGACUUCUUUCCCGGUACACGCACGCAUAUAAAGUUCCUUAACUAAUUCGAAGCAAGUAGAGAACAUAAAUGAUAAACGAAUAAAGUGAAACGAUAAGAUAACGUUCGUCCGAGAACAGCUUUACUUCACGCACAUUAUGUGCCUAAUCUUAGUCACGAUCACGAUGAAAUUCUUGGAAAAUUGACACGGUACUGUGGAAAGUCGGUUUAUAAUUAUACCGACAACGAGACGGACCCCCUUAAAUGGGAUUUUUAUAACAGUUUCUAUUUUGCUUACACCGUCGUCAGCACGAUAGGUUACGGGAAUUUGGCUCCGACGAACAUGCUUGGCCGCAUUCUGAUGAUAUUUUACGGUCUGAUAGGCAUACCUAUGAAUGGAAUUUUGUUAACACAAUUAGGAGAAUUUUUUGGGCACGUAUUCGUCAAAGCUCAUAAGAAGUACAAAUCGUACAAGAGUGACCAUAAUGACUAUUAUACCAGAAAAUUAACAACGUUCGAAACGGGAAAAGUUGGGUUGGCUGCACAGAUAUUCGCUCAUUUGAUGCCAGGCUUCAUCAUGUUCAUCUUUUUCCCGGCAUUUGUCUUCUCCCAUUACGAGGGUUGGAGUUACGACGAAGCUGUUUACUACGCUUUUGUUACAUUGACAACCAUUGGUUUCGGAGAUUACGUUGCAGGACAGGACAAUAGCAAGGGUAGCGGAUUUUUCUUUAUGUUAUACAAGACUUUCCUGAUCUGUUGGAUUUCGUUUGGAUUGGGAUACACUGUCAUGAUUAUGACGUUUAUCGCACGAGGUAUGCGCAGUAAGAAGAUUACUAGAAUCGAGCAUAAACUAGCGAUCAAUUUGAAGCAUACACAAAGUAAAAUCUGGAACGAAUUCAACAAGGAGAUAAACUACCUGCGUCGUGUUUUCAACGAGUUACAGCUAUCUAAAGUCAGGAGAGUAUAUAUCGAUGAAUGUAAUUAUGAGAUUCCACCUUCGAAAUUUCCACGUAGCAAUAGCUUUCCUGAUCUUCGAGAUUUGCUCUAUGGUUCAAAAGAGAAAGAUAAGUUGUGUAACAGACCUCGACGUCGCGCCAACAGCGAAGUGGUACCGACGGAAGAUCAAAUAACUCGCGUCGUUUCUGAGACUGAUCUUCAAAGAAUCGACAAAACGGCAACAUUCGCAACUCAUGCGAUGGUUCAGCCAGCAGAAUUGUUGGCAAGAUUGGUUAAUAUUCUUGGUUACAUACCACCAGCUACAGAGGAUACUGGAGCUGAUGAUUCGAAUCAGACAACUUUCAUUAGCCAAGAUAUCGGAUAUCGUGGUAACAGGCUCGAAGAAAAUAACAGUAAAUUAUAUUCGGAGGAAGAGCCAACUUACACGUCCAGUACUGGACCUGGACUCUGGACUAUCGGCCAUGAAAAAAUACCAGCAUAUCGCUUUGCUAAUCCUCGUUCAAGAGCGGCUAGUGAGAUCAGACUACACGAGACGAAGAAAGAAGAUCGAAACACGGAACGAACCUGGUCCGGUCCGACGGCAGCUAAAAAAAUUCAUGAAUUGAUGAAAUUGCGAAUAAGCGAAUCAUCUGGCAAAGAACAUGGCAUUAAAGAAAGAAAAUUUUCUAAACUUCGUAACUUUGCAUUAACAAGAUCUGUUUCCAAAGCACUGGGUUCGUCUGCUCCUUGGAAAGGUCGUUUCUCAAUGAGUUCAGAAAAAAAGAACUCGGAGUUAGAUCACGAGAUUAACAGAGAGACCGGACAAUCAUUCCCAUUGGGAUCGGUAGCGAUCGAUGAUAGACGAGACUCGACCACUUCAAAUCUACGGAGACAUUAUUACACUCAUACUGGUGCAGGUAGCAAUCUUAAUACAGAAACUACUAAUAAUUUGCUCGAGGAAACCAGUUUAGCCGAUUUUUUGAGAGCCCUCACUGCUCUUCAUGCGAGCGUCGUUACGAAUGACAGUUGGAUCUCAGCUACGAACACGGAUCAGAUUCAACGUAAUCAACCUCGAAGAAAAAUGGGCACCGCUUCCUUGACACCGCCGAAACUUCCCAGUUUGUUCACGUUAUUUUCCCCUUCUCCGCCUACAUCGACAACUCAAAGUAAUCAAAAUACGAUUACGCAAGAGUUUAAUGCAAACUCGAACGAAAACAAGCUCCCUUGGCCUCAAAACCGACGAGAGUCGAGAAGAGGUAGUUUGAUAUUCGUUGCACCUACUACUACAAAAUCGAGAAGAUUUUCUUUAAGACCAGUGGCGACACCCAUUAGUCCUCCAACGCCUCCGAAGAACGAUACACCAUUCUUAUCGGAUUCACAGCAAAUGCCAUACGAAAGUAGAUCAACGUCUUUGUUUGAAUCACUCAAAGAACCUCUUAUUUCAACAGAGAGAGCACCGGGACUUUCAACGCCAAUAAAAUCAUUUUUAAACGAUCGGCGUUUCUCGCUACGACCUACUCAAAAUCCGAACGGAUGUUUAAUAGAUAAUAAUCCCGCCGCUCUCGUUCCUGCGCUCAAAGCUGUACCUCGUUGGAAGGCUGGGAUGUUACAACGACAAAUCAGUCAAAUGAAUCUUCGACGUCGAGCCAGAGCCUUCAGUUUGAGCGACGUUCACGCUGAAGAUCUCAAAGAAAGAGCCGAGCCUUUUGAUCUAUCGUCCAGUAAUGGCAAGAAACAUAAUUAUGAUGCAAAAGAAUAUCGUAAAAAUAUAUCUCCGAAUAAAUCCGAGAGAGAAGAUUUGAAAAAUGACGGAUUCGCAAAAUCCAUUAAAAAUUCAGAUCAGUUUGCGUCUUCGGUUUGUACUUCAGCUGAACGAUAUUCGUCGUUUUCGCAAGAAAGUGCUUUAACGAAUCCUGUUCGACUCGAAGAAAAGAACGUGCGAAUUUUUGAACCACAUACUCAACCCACUUCAAGUAUAGCCUCGACCGAGAAUAUCAAUCAUUUGAACGAACAUACUCCUUGUCCCCCGUUAGAUAUAUACAACGAAGAAAAAUUCGCUCCAUCCAGCACAGAGAAACAGGAAUUACAGGAAUCAUUAGUGGAAGUGAAAAUAGAGAACCCCAUUACGAAUAUCGUUCGUAAUCCUUUUACAGCUGACGUUUCUCUAAAUAAUUCGCUUGAUUCACUUUCAGAGUUGAAAGUCGAAAAGCAUGGAUCGCACUUGCCUAUUAAUAAAUCGUGACAUGCGGUAUUUGCUGAACGUCAAACUUACAUAUAUCUGCACUCAUUUUACAGUCGGACUGUCCUUCGGACUGUAUCGAAGUACAGCAAAUCUCAGACGAUAAAUGAAAGACCAAACGACGGUAUGACGAUAAACAAGGAACGAAGAAUUUAUAUGUAUAUACAUUGUACAGAAACUUUUAGUCUUUAGUCAUUGUACAGAAACUUUAUAAUUGUUUCCCAAAAGCUGUCGCUUUCUGUUAUGAUCAAUUUUAAGGAAACAAAAGAUUGAAAUUUAAAUUGGAGGAGAGAGAUUAUUGCAAAGAAAAAGAGAGAUCGAACGUUCUUUUCUCGUUAUAUCAUCGAUAUCAAUAUAUUAAGUUUCUUUAAGUAUCCCUACUUUUACUGUUAUACUUAUUUACUAGUUUUAUUUCCUACUCUUUUCUAUUGCUUUCUUUCACUGCUACAAAUGACCGUUACAAAAACGAAACUGGACGUCGAGUUAUCACGAUUUCUAAAAGAGAUGAUUAUUUCGCGAAAAAUUAUUUCGAAGAUCUAGCAUUUUUGAUACCCAUGUAUUUUUAUUCAAUCAUUCGAUACAAUAAAUUAUGUAUAAUUUAGUUUACACAGGAACGCAGUUUUCUUCUUUCCUCAAGUGCCGAGUUUCAAGCAAGUUACCGUG